Grosmannia clavigera kw1407 is the source of this 1596-nucleotide messenger RNA. Its product is annotated as major facilitator superfamily transporter sugar. Gene Ontology annotation, cellular component: membrane. Gene Ontology annotation, molecular function: carbohydrate:proton symporter activity. The transcript has 3 exons. Bases 1 to 1596 code for a protein of 531 amino acids. The record is from RefSeq and is a predicted model, not a curated record. Lineage: Eukaryota; Fungi; Ascomycota; Sordariomycetes; Ophiostomatales; Ophiostomataceae. Gene Ontology annotation, biological process: transmembrane transport; carbohydrate transport.
AUGGGCUUCACCACCGCCUGGAAGCGGUUCUCGGCGCGCCAGCUCAACAUUGCCAUCCAGGUCUUCUCCCUCAUCAGCAUCUUCUUCGAGGGCUAUGACCAAGGCGUCAUGGGCGGCGUCAACUCUGCCCCGACCUAUGUCACCACUGUCGGCAUUGGCUUGCCCGACGGCACCAUCACGAAUACCGUUCACGAGGGUGGCAUCGUUUCUGUCUACUACCUCGGCUGCAUUUUUGGAUGUUUUGCUGGUGGUUGGGCUGCCGAUCGCAUCGGUCGCAUCAAUGGCCUCUUUAUUGCUGCCUUCUUUUCUCUCGUCGGAGGUGCCCUGCAGGCCGCUGCACAGUCCAGCAACUUCAUCCUCGUGGCUCGUGUCAUCACGGGCAUCGGCACCGGCGCUCUGACCGGCAUCACCCCCGUGCUUAUCUCCGAGACAUCCACGGCCAAACACCGUGGCGGCUACCUUGGCUACGUCUUCAUUGCGAACUACCUUGGCAUCUCCAUCGCCUACUGGCUCUCCUUCGGCCUGGCCUUUGUCGACGGCGGCUAUUCGUAUGUCCGCUGGCGCUUCCUGCUGGCCUUCCAAUGCUUUCCCGCCCUUCUUCUGCUGGUCGGCGUCAAAAUGCUGCCCGACAGCCCGCGCUACCUGGCUUCGGUCGGUCGCCUCGAUGAUGCCCGCGAGGUGCUGCAGCACAUUCGCGGCAGCUAUGACGAUCAAGUGCAUCACGAGUUCCUCGAGAUUGUCGCCGUCGCCCAGCAGAGCCAGAAGAGCUCGCCCAUCCAGUUCGCCAAGAUCCUCGCUGGCCGCGGUGGCAAGCCCAAUCACCAUCUCGGCCGACGUGCCUGGCUGUGCAUCAUCCUGCAGAUCAUGGCCUCGUGGACCGGCAUCACGGCCGUGACUGCCUACUCACCUGUGCUGCUGUCCGCUGCCGGCUACGACACCCUGACCCAGAACGGCCUCGCCGGCGGCCUGAACACGAUCGGCAUUGUCGGCACCAUCAUCAGUGCCCAGAUCGUCGAUCGCCUGGGCCGCCGGCCUUGUCUGAUGUACGGCGCCUUUGGCCUGUUCGUGGUCAACCUCGUCGCUGCGAGCGUUUACGAAGCCUCUCGACACAAUCCCGCCAAGGCGUCGCAAUUUGCUCCUGCCGCCGUGGCCAUGCUUUUCUUGUUCAACAUCUGCUAUGCGGCUACCUGGGGCACCGUGGCCUUCUUGAUCCCCACCGAAAUCUGGUCCUCCGAUAUGCGUGCCCAGGGCAAUGGCUUUGGCAUCACAGGCUGGGCCAUUGGCGUUGGCUGGACCGUGCUCGUAAACCCCAUCAUGUUUGCAAAGCUCGAGAACAGGACGUACUUUCUCUUCGCCGGGCUCAACCUUCUCUGGAUCCCGAUUGUCUAUUUCUUCUAUCCCGAAACGACCGACCGCUCACUUGAGUCCAUCGACGCCCUCUUCUCGACCAGCAGUCCGUUUAGCUGGGACAUGGAAGACGCAUACCGCAAGCACGGCGACGUGCUGGCUGAGCACCCGGUGGCUGAUCCUAUCGACGAGCACAAAUCAGAGUCCGUGAAGAAGAAGCAGAUGAUCGAAACAAGUGGUGAAGUCUGA